This is a messenger RNA of Megalops cyprinoides (Indo-Pacific tarpon), 4130 nucleotides long. It is a transcript of the gene pdgfba, whose product is annotated as MAP7 domain-containing protein 1. The transcript has 7 exons. The coding region runs from base 975 to 2582 and encodes 535 amino acids. Gene Ontology annotation, cellular component: membrane. Gene Ontology annotation, biological process: positive regulation of MAP kinase activity; positive regulation of cell migration; positive regulation of cell population proliferation. Gene Ontology annotation, molecular function: growth factor activity; platelet-derived growth factor receptor binding. Lineage: Eukaryota; Metazoa; Chordata; Actinopteri; Elopiformes; Megalopidae. The record is from RefSeq and is a predicted model, not a curated record.
CGUAAUCACACGGGAAACUUGGUCGUUGAUAAACUGAGACUAAAGCGUUUGCUCUGUUAGAUUUUGCAGACUACCUGCUCGUGCUGGACAAACCUCUCUGAGAUAGAGGAAUGAUUAUUGCUAAUAAAAGAAAUCCGCGCGCCAUUUAUUUGAAGAACACAUACUUUAAUUGGACGCAAUAAACGGACUUCGACUUCGUGCCAUUGGAAAUCACAUUGCGUUUUUGCAUUUGAUUCUCUGACCCGCGCUGCUGCCACCUGUCAAGUUCGACAUUAGCGUGUACAUAGAAACUGAAAUGCAUUUUUUUAAUUCACUCAUUUGAAAAGACGAAUUCGUUUUCAAGACCACAGUGUUAGCUUUAGUGAAGAAAGGCAGCAGAGAUUCUGAACUAACAUAGCAAAAUCAAAGAGGAACGCUGGGCUCUUCGCUUAUUAUUGUUAAUUUUUAUAUACAGUUUUAUGAUUACGUGCUAAUUUUUCUUCCUUUUCUUCCAUUGCAUUUGCAAUGGUUUUAGGACAAAGAGGCAUUCCUGUUUGAAAAUAUCCUGAAUGUAUUCCAUGCACUUUUGCUGACGUCCAACCACUUUAUUUUGGGAAAUCAGCUUUUCCUUCUUCUGAACCUUUUGCCACACCGGUAGGCUGGUGUUUCUUGGAAAAUUACGGAGAGAAGAAAAAGGGUCAAACAAUUCCAUUCCCUACAAAACCGACUCGAAAUACUUUUGACUGCUGACCUGGGUUUUCCGGAAUUCUUCACAGACGGACUUAAUUCUGUGGAAUUAAAGAGGCCAUCCCAUUAAAACGCACAUCAGAAAGUAACCAAAUUAAGCAGAUUGCUGGAUGUUCGCCGGAGACGGGCGCCUUUGCCUGAGAGGUCCACGGAGCGCCGCUGUCCCUGUGCAGAAGUGCUGAGGAGGGCCAGCCCUGCGCCUCCAUAAAUGCCCAGUCCGUCGCCGAGUCUCGAGGCUGGGCGGCAUCAUGAGCUCGUGGGUUCGGCUGCUCGCAGUGCUAGCGCUGUGUCUGCGGUUUGCUAGCGCCGAGGGGGAUCCUCUGCCUCUUUCUAUGGUGGAGCUGGUGAGAAGUAGCCCUAUUUCCUCCAUUGAGGACCUUCAGCGACUGUUGGUGACUGACUCCGUAGAUGAGGAGCCAGACAGUCAGGGAGCCAAGCAUCUCCACUCCAACAGCACUUUUAAACGCUUACCCAGGAGCCUUGGUGUGGAGCCAGCCCAACAGGCCCUGUGUAAGGUGCGGACAGAGGUGCUGGAGGUCACCCGGGACAUGUUGGACCGCCGCAACGCCAACUUCAUGCUCUGGCCACCCUGCGUGGAGGUGCAGCGCUGCUCCGGCUGCUGCAACACCAGGGCCCGGCAGUGUGUCCCCACAGUCACCAGCACCCGAUACCUGCAGGUGAUGAAAAUCCAGUACAUCAACAAGCGACCCCACUAUGAAAAGGCUGUCAUCUCUGUUCAGGACCACGUGGAGUGCCGCUGCGAGAGUGUUGCGUCACCCGUGGCCCCUGUGACCAGGGCGAAGAAGCCCCAGCAUACCCAGCAGCCCCAGCGGCAGACCCCGAAACCCCCCCUGGUCAAGGUCCAGUCGAAGGAGGAACUGCACCGGCACGAUGAGCUGAAACACAAUCAGAAACCCCAGCCGGAUGGCCAAGAGACUGUCUGGCACCCCAAGCACGCCCACACGCAGACGCCUGCCAGGCAAACACCCACCAGGCAAACGCCCGCCAGGCAAACGCCCACCAGGCAAACGCCCGCCAGGCAAACGCCCCCCAGGCAAACGCCGCCCAGCCACUCUGUCACCAGCACGGAGAGGACGCAGACUGAACAGACUCCCCUGCAAGAUCCGCAGCUUCAGGAUUCCUCCAGGCAACGUGGAGGGGAGGAGAAGGAACCGCCGCCAACGCAGGAAGCACACAGACCACACAAAGACAAGGAGGAGAACGCCGUCAGCAGCGCAAAGACGCCUCUUGCAGGAGAGACGCACAUGCGUGACGGCACCCGGCAGGAGACGAGGCACCACAACACCACGGCCCACCGGACUGCAGCGGAGGGAGAGCCGGGGACGCACAGCACGCGCAAGGAAGAUCACCCCCAGCGUGGCGACGUGCCGCACAGGCAGACCGAGCAGAGACAUCCACACAACCACAGCCGCCUCCACAACCAGACAGAGGUAGCUGAUCGAGGGCAGCACACUGUCCAACAGCGCAAAGACAGCGAGCGUCUGGAGGCAGAGGAGAGACACUUGCUGCUGAUACAGCAGGAGAAACUUAAGCUGCAGGAGGAGAAGCGAGAACUUCUCCUACUGCAAAGAAAACUUGAUCAGGAAAUGCAGCAGCUAAGGCAGCAACAACAGCAGCAUCACCAGUACAGUCAAGAGCGACAUCAUCACCACAGCCAUCAAACGCAGACACUCACAACCACACACAGACCAGUGACAACAGCUCCGACUACAACACGACCGUCCGCCACGCCCCAAACCCAGAGGACGUCCACGCGCCCCGCCCCAUCCCGGAGAAGACCGCGCAAGAACCGGAAAAGGAUGAGCAAGGCAACAAUGAGGGCCAUACUGAUGUAGAGAGAAGAAAUACACAGAAUGGUUUAUAGGCAUUUUCCCUGAAACAUGGGUGAAUCCAGCAAACUGUCCUCCAAAGAUGGACACGGAUGGAAAACCAGCCUCUCUGCUUCUCUGUUAUUGCUGUUGUUAAUAUUUUCAUCGUAGAUAUAACUUUUACAAUGGUUUACUUCCUCCAUUUGUAACAUGUUUUCUCUUUAACGUAUGUAAUGCCAACAGCAAUAACAGUGCUAAUAAUUACAUGAUGAACUCAUCUGAGAGGGAAUUAUAUUUCAAACUGCACUAAAACACUGGAACUGAAUGUAUGCUGUAUACCUACGACAAAGGUGAUGCACAGUACUACAGCUCCCAUCAGCCACUGUGGUUCAAUUCAAAACUCUCUGAGCUGAUUGGACACUGGACCCAGGAAUGUCACACAGGAUUGGACAGUCUGUGCAUUUCUAGGGAAGAUUAAAGAGAGGCUGGUGAACGUGCUUCCUUGAUUUCACUGGAUGGACUCAGCUCGACUCUCACGCUAGCCUGGCUGAGGACUUGUACAAUGCCUGGAUUUGAAACUCCGAAUUCCAUGCACUGGCCGUUUAUGGGGUCACUCAUGGCAAAAAGCAUGUGGCUCCCUGUUCAGGUAUAUGUUUUGGUACUGGGGCCCUGCCUUUACUGUACGGCAGUUCAUUAUAAAAAGGAAACUGGACAGCAUGGAACUCAAGUCGACGCUUGUUGAGUCAUGUGUAGAUUGUGAUGUCAUGGGUUAAGACAUCAGCUCUGGAGCCCCUCAUGGAACUGUCAGACUCAAAGCAGGGGGCUGGACAGGACUAAAAUGAGAAGCACCUUCACCGGUGUGGAGGGAUCACUGAGAGGCAAGCCUGCCGAUUCCCCGGGGUGGGGGCUGAAAUGGACCCAUGAUAAUAGCACUGAAAACAAAAACUCAGGACUGCAAGAGAGUGAGAUCACAUACACGUGUAGAUAACCGCACACUUUGUCAGUGCAAUGAUGUAUAGUGAUGCAUGUAUAUGUUAUAAUAUGUUAUAAUGUUAUAAUUUUAUUUAUAACAUUAAGUAGAAGAAAUUUUAUAUGUAUAUGAAAUUUCUUCUAUUUAAGUGAGACACUGGAAUUUCAAAAAGGAAAACACAAAGCUUUCAUACAUAGAGGCUGUACAUGGUAUACAUGGCAACAUAAUUGCACUAGCCCUGUUGGAUAAACAUUCAAAGCUCUAUGGCAAACACAGCAACAGUGCAAAGCUGGAUGCCAUAGUUGAAAGAGGUGUAUUACAACUGUGUAGUUAGCAUGGCUGGUUCCUCAGCUUUAGCCUUCUUUAGACGCUGUCCAUAAUGCUUAUGUUAAAGUAAUAUUACUGACCCUUUUCCCACAGAAAAGGAAGUGCCAGUCUAAUAAGUACUCAUGACACCAGUCAUUGUUGUAGCAUUAUUGAUAUUUCCUGGUUACCAGAGAAGGAAGCAAGACUCAUUGCAGUGCAGAUUGAUCCAUUUUCAAGAAGUGCAACCAGCAACGUGUCAUGUUCUUGGCUUUACACUGGAUGAAACAAAAAAAAAAAAA